Molecule: messenger RNA, 709 nt
Organism: Labrus mixtus (cuckoo wrasse)
Lineage: Eukaryota; Metazoa; Chordata; Actinopteri; Labriformes; Labridae
Gene: churc1
Product: churchill domain containing 1
Exons: 4
Coding region: 93-431 (112 amino acids)
Biological process (GO): multicellular organism development; fibroblast growth factor receptor signaling pathway; positive regulation of DNA-templated transcription
Molecular function (GO): zinc ion binding
Source: RefSeq, a predicted model, not a curated record
UUUUAGCAACAACAACAAAAAAAAAAACCUUCGUUAGUGUUGUUUACAGUCUGGUAGUGCUAAGUGACUUAUAAAUAAUCAUUUUUAAUAAAAUGUGCAACGGCUGUGUUCAGAAAGAAUACCCCGAUCGGGGGAACACCUGCCUAGAGAAUGGCUCUUACCUGAUGAACUACCUGGGUUGUGUCAAAUGCCAUCAGAGGGACUUCGUGCUGAUCAGCAACAAAACCACUGAGGAUGAAGAUGGAGAGGAGAUAGUCACAUAUGAUCAUGUUUGUAAAAACUGUGACCAUGUCAUUGCCAGGCACGAAUACACUUUCAGCGUUGUUGAUGAAUAUCAGGAGUACACGAUGCUCUGCAUGUUGUGUGGAAAGGCAGAGGACUCCAUCAGCGUGUUACCAGAUGACCCCAGACAGUCUGCACCUCUGUUCUAGACCUCAAAAGACACCAAGCCCGCAGGUCAAUAUUCACUUUUAGGGCAAGUAUAACUGCCAUGGACGUGCCGCUGAAUGCUGGCUUCAGGGUUCCAAUGAUUUUUUUAUCCUCCCGCCAAAUUGUAACAAGCAAUCAAUCCGAUUUUAAGUCCUUUUUCUGAACUACCCUAUGCUGAGCACAUCACGUUUUAUUUAAUUCCAGGACCACCACUGAAUAUUGUGUCUGUCAAUUCACAGUGUGUUUUAAAUAAACGUUUUUUUUUACUUCUAAGAAUGAA